AUGAGUAGCAAGGCUGGUAAUUUGGGCUCGCUGGUCGAUGCACCUUCACAGCGUAAUAAAGGAAUGUCACCUGUAACUACCUCGCAGCCUCGGAAGGCAUCAACAAUGGCUGCAACAUCUACAAAAUCGACGGGAACAGCAGCACAACCAGCAACCACAUCUACGAGACAUACACCGCUGCCAUCUAGUAAACCGCCACCUUCCAAUCAACUAUCGCCAUCUAAACAUAUCUCACAACCGACACAUGGUCAACGGUUUGCAGCUGUAACAACGCAGAGAGCAACUCCUGAAUCUCGUGAAGAGCAUACUCGGAGACCACGAAACGAUGAAGGCGAUGGUGAUGUAAAUAUGCAUGACUAUGUACGGACGUCUUCAUCAAAUCCACCGGGACUAGUUGGUUAUGGAAAACAUAGUAGUAGUAUGGGUCGAGGUAACGGCAUACAACAGGCCGCCCCAUCAACGAGCCAGUAUUCAUCGCCUAGAUUCGGCGAAGAUGAUGACGACGACGAUGAUGACGAUGACGACGAUGAAAUACUCGAUGAUAUAACAGGUCAAAACGAUGAACAAGAAAUAUCUGAUUCAUAUGUAUCUACAACAACAGGAACAUCCUCAUCCCUCGUAUCCUGGAUAACAUGGUAUUGCUCACUCCCAGGUCAUGAGCUCUUCUUGGAAGUACCAGAGGAUUUCAUAGAAGAUGACUUCAACUUAACGAAUCUACAAUCCGUAAUACCAUCGUAUAGCUCCGCGCUCGACAUGAUUCUCGAUAUUGAACCUUCAUCGCCAGCUCAAAAUACAGUCUCGAGUGAGUCAAGUAGUAACAAUACCGCCAGAUCACCAACCGUUGAAACAUCUGCAGAAUUACUAUAUGGAUUGCUGCACGCUCGAUAUAUAGUAACUAAACCUGGACUUCAAACUAUGGCUGAUCGGCUGUCUGCUUGUGAAUUUGGUAAAUGUCCACGGUACGGUUGUGGUGGUGCCUCGGUAGUGCCAUCUGGUAGAUCUGAUGCCGUAGGAGUAGAUACUGUAAAAAUGUUUUGUCCCAGAUGUAGUGACUUGUAUAAUCCACGAGAGACGAGAUAUCACAGGAUUGAUGGAGCCUUCUUUGGAACAACUUUCCCACAUCUCUUAUUUUUAACCUUCCCGGAGCUAAUACCGCCAAUUAUAAACCCUUCACGAUUGCAUAAACGCACACACCAUCCAACAUCUGAAUCAGCAACCGAGAGCGAUGCUCGUAGUGACAGAGAUGAGGAAGCAUCUAGUAUUGAAGACCGUGGUGGACGAGACGAAGGAACUGAAAUAGAUGAUUAUGAGGGUGCACUCGAUGAAGAUACGAAUAGUAAUGUUAUAGAUCCAGAAUCCGCACGUGGCAGUCGAUUACCUAAACUACCGGACUAUGCUUUAUAUGAACCAAGGAUAUUUGGAUUUAGGGUAUCUGAAAAGGCCAAAAAUGGGCCAAGGAUGCAGUGGCUUAGAUAUCGUGAAUGA
Messenger RNA from Synchytrium microbalum, 1485 nucleotides. RefSeq lists its product as uncharacterized. The transcript is spliced from 2 exons. The record is from RefSeq and is a predicted model, not a curated record. Lineage: Eukaryota; Fungi; Chytridiomycota; Chytridiomycetes; Synchytriales; Synchytriaceae. Gene Ontology annotation, cellular component: cytoplasm; protein kinase CK2 complex. Bases 1 to 1485 code for a protein of 494 amino acids. Gene Ontology annotation, molecular function: protein kinase regulator activity.